AUGGAACAGUUUAAAAAAGAAUUCAUAAAAGAAGAAAGGGGCCGCAAUGAUUUAUCAACCAAAAUUUACCACAGGAAUGAGUUAACUAUUCAUAAACUGAAAAGGACAAAAAUUCCAGUUACUUCGAUUAAAAGACAAAAAGAAAUCAACAUAGAUAGUCUUCUACAAAAGCAUUUAAAUAAUAAGGCGGUGAAUCAUACAGUGAAAAGAAAAAAUAAAGUAAUUGACAAAAACGAAAUACAGCAAGAAAGUAGCAAAUAUAGUAAAAUAACAAUACAACCUGAUAUUGUUAAAAAUAAAACUAAGUCAGACCAAAGUAAUGUUUUAAAGAAAGCAGAAAUAGAAAGAAUAUAUAAAACUAGUCUUACACGACUUUAUAAGCCACAUACGAGAAAUUUAUAUUAUAAAUGUUCGGAAUGUUCGCGAGAAUCAAGCCGUAGAAGUAAUAUCAAAGAACAUUUAAAAUCUCACACUUUAGAAUCAGAUGUUGAAUGUCCCAUUUGCUUUAAAUUAUUGAGAUUUAAAUCUUAUCUAGUAAUGACUACGAUUAAAAGAAAAAAAGAAAUCAACGUCGACAGUCCUCCACAAAAGGUUUUUAAUUAUAAUGCGGUGAAUCGUACAGUGAAAAGAAAAACCAAAGUAAAUGAUAAAAAGAAAAAACAGAAAGAAGGUAGCAAGUAUAGUAAAAUACCAAAACAACCUAAUCUUGUUAAAAAUAAAACUGAAACAAACCGAAGUAACGUUUUGAAAAAAACAGAAAUAGAAAGAAUAUAUAAAACUAGUCUUACACCAUUAUAUAAACACGACAAUGGACUCGUAUAUUAUAAAUGUUCAGAAUGUUCAAAAGAACAAAACAACCUAUUUCUUAUGAGAGAACAUAUAAAAUCUCACACUUUAGAAUUAGAUAUUAAGUGUCCCAUUUGCUUUAAAUUAUUGAGAUAUAAGGGUUCCCUAGCUCAACAUUUAAAAACACAUUCUGUUAAAGAGUUCGAAUGCAAAGUUUGUUCAAAGUCGUUUGUAACAAAGGCACAACUUGAGAGACAUUUAAAGGUUCACUUAGAUCAAAGGGAUUUUAAAUGUUCUAUUUGUCCGAAGACAUUUAUGCAUAAGUAUAAUCUUCAGCUUCACUUAAAACAUCAUUCAGGAGUUAAGGACAUUUAUUGUGCAAUUUGUAAUCGAGCAUUUUUAUUAAAAGUGCAUCUUAAGCAACAUUUGAAAACACACAAUAAAAUUGAAGAAGAGUAUAAAUGUCCACAUUGUCCAAGGGUUUUUAAAUUGAAAUCACCUUACACAGGACAUGUUAGGUCUCAUCCUGACAAAAAUGGUUUUAAGUGUUCAAUUUGUUCAAAAUCUUUUCCAUUAAGGCGAAAUUUAAGCGUACAUAUGAGACUUCAUCGCGAUAAAAAAAAAGUAUAUUGUUUUCAUUGUUUAAAAGGAUUCAAGGAGAAAAGGCGUCUCAUUGUUCAUUUUGCAACACAUAGUGAUGAACGAAAUUAUAAAUGUGAUAUUUGUUCGCUAUCGUUUAAAUUGAAAUGGCACCUUGUUGUUCACAAGCGCAAGAUUCAUGGUUCUACCAACUGCUGACUAAGAAGUUUUCUAUAAAAGCUGAAUAGUUUUUAACACAAUCGACAGAGAAAUGUUAUUAUAUUGGUGUAAAUAGGGUAUACACAUUUGGAAAUUUUUUAACGGAGCAUAAGGAUUUUAAUCCAAUUACUUAGAUUACCUGAUUUGCAAUUAACCAAUGUAAAUUUCAAUACAACGUCGCGAUGUUUUAUAAUUGAUAUGUUUAUCCCACUGGAUUGCUGCUCUUUCGCGAUUUGUAACAGCAUAUUUUUAAUAUUUAACAGUAUUGUUUCGUCUACCGAUUUUUCCUGAAUAGACUAAUCGGGAUCUGUAGAAAUUCAGACCAUAAUGGACAUUUUCCAUAGGAAGCUAUUUUUUUGCUGGAAUCCCUUCAGGAUGUGCCCAAUAUCGAUAAUCACGAUAUGUGCCAGUCGCAAACCCUGUGCUAAUUUUUUUAUUUAACAAAAUCUGAAAACAAUUGAAAAUUUCUCAGUUUUUGUUCCUAUUUUCGUUUAUAAUUCGGAA
Diabrotica balteata is the source of this 2088-nucleotide messenger RNA. NCBI's taxonomy places the organism in Eukaryota, Metazoa, Arthropoda, Insecta, Coleoptera, Chrysomelidae. The record is from the annotation of a GenBank genome assembly.